Molecule: messenger RNA, 3837 nt
Organism: Coffea eugenioides
Lineage: Eukaryota; Viridiplantae; Streptophyta; Magnoliopsida; Gentianales; Rubiaceae
Product: putative disease resistance protein RGA3
Exons: 9
Coding region: 1-1914 (637 amino acids)
Biological process (GO): defense response to other organism
Molecular function (GO): ADP binding
Source: RefSeq, a predicted model, not a curated record
AUGGCGGAUGCACUGCUUGGUUCCUCUGUACAAGUUCUAGUGGAGAAGGCAAUAAACUCGGCUUCAGAACAAAUUGGCCUGUUUGUUGGCUUCAAGAACGAUUUGGAGAAACUGAAGUAUGGGUUGACUUUGAUCCAGCCUGUCCUUCAUGAUGCAGAGGAAAAACAGGUGACUCAAGAGUUCAUGAAGCGCUGGUUGGAGAAGCUUGAAGCUGUGGCUUUCGAUGCUGGUAAUCUGUUGGAUGACAUCAACUAUGAAAUGAUUCGACGCAGAGUUGAGAUCCAAAACCAAAUGAACAAGAAGGUAUGCUUCUUCUUCUUCUCACUCUCCAGUCCAAUUGCAUUUCGUUGCAAUUUAAUGGCCAACAAAAUUCAGCAAAUCAAUACGGACUUGAAUAGAAUCAAUGAAGAAGCAAUGGACUUUAGCCUCCAGUCACAGAUUGGAGCUAGAGAUGUUCCUGCUCUUUCUCCUCCUAGUGGAGAAGGAUUUGUGAAGAACAGAGAGAUUGACUCUGUUACCAUUGAUACGAGUUUCAUUGGUAGAGGUGAUGAUGUCUCAGCAAUAGUAACACAAUUGACUGCCACGAGUAACAAUGAAAGUCUCUCAGUUCUUCCUAUAGUAGGAAUGGGCGGGAUAGGGAAGACCACCUUGGCUCGAAAAGUUUUCAAUGAACUAAAAAUUGACAUACAUUUUGAUAAAACAAUAUGGGUUUGUGUGUCAGAUGAUUUCAAUGUCAAUAGGCUUUUCGAUUUGAUUCUAGAAUCAUGGCAAGUCCAAAAGCCUGGAGUUGAGGGUAGGGAAGCUAAGUUGAAGCAACUUAAGAAGUUAUUGGAUGGGAAAAAGUUUCUACUAGUCCUAGAUGGUGUGUGGAAUGAGAAGCCCACACUGUGGAAUGAGUUUCUUGGUGCACUAAAAGGUACUAGCCCAUCCAUGGGGAGUUGGAUUCUUCUGACUCGUAAGCAACCAGUGGCAAACAUCACAAGAAUUUCUUCUCCUCCUUGUGCCUUGAAACAAUUAUUAGAUGAUAAAUGUUGGCUCAUUCUCAGAGAAAUUGCAUUUGGAGCUUGGGAACUGUUGAAUGAGCUGCAAGAUAUAGGGUUCAAGAUUGCGCAAAGAUGCCGAGGCUUACCAUGGGCUGCAUGUGUUCUUGGUGGCAUGCUGCUUAACGAGGGAAUAGAUGAAUGGCAGAACUUAGAGAUUGGGCUUCAAAGUUUAGGUGGAGAUGAAAAUAGUGAUGUUGCUAAAAUUUUGAAGUUGAGCUUUGAUCGCCUUCCAUAUCCAUCUCUGAAAAAGUGUUUUGCAUAUUGUACAAUUUUUUCCAAGGAUUUUCAAAUGGAAAGGAGUCAACUAAUCCGACUUUGGAUGGCAGAAGGAUUUCUUCAUUCAAAUCAAAGAAACAAUAUGCGUAUGGAGGAAGUUGGUAACAUGUAUUUUACGAUUUUGCUGGAUAGUAACUUGUUUCAAGAUGCAGAAAAAGAUGAUUAUGGGAAUGUUUUGAAUUGCAAAAUGCAUGAUCUUGUGCAUGAUAUGGUGCAAUUCAUUUCCAAAUUUAGAACAAUAAGUUUGAAAGAGUCAGCAGGAGUUGAUUACCCGGAGAAGACUUUUCCCAUUAGGUAUCUUGCAAUGGGGAGAAGUGGUGGGGAAGAAAUAUCAUUUCUAUUGAAUGAGAGUUUCAGCUACACAACAACAUUAUUUUUAUUGGAGAACAAAUCAAAUAAUGAUGGUUUGAUCUCAUUUUUGACUUGCUUGCGAUUGCUAAAUUUAACUUCAUCACAUGCCAAGGAGCUUCCUAAAUCAAUUGGCAAGUUGUCUCCUUUACGGUACCUCGAUUCGUCAAAUACUCCAAUAGAAACUUUGCUGGACUCUCUUUGUAAACUUUACAACCUGCAAGAGUUCGUGAUUGUGAAUCAUUGACAAAGUUUCCAAACAAUUUCAAGCAUUUGGUGAAUUUGAGGCACUUUGAUAUUUUCUCUAAGGAUGAAUCAAGUGAUCUAAUGCCUCUUGAAAUCGGACAACUGCAUUCUCUCCAAACAUUGCCCUUUUUCCAAACAAUUCUGAGUGGUCCAAGAUCUCCCAAAUUCCUGAAAUUUACAUUGAUGGGCUGCAAAUCAGAGGCUAAUCUCCAUCUGAAGUUUAUUAAUUGAAGCUACUCGCCUAACUUUUGCUGAAUAACUGUUGCAAACCAUCUUUUCUUGGUCCUCAAUUUCUGCUCUCCAGAUAAAUGCCUCCACAUUCUUUGACCUGCAAAAAUGAGGGGCUGUUUGCUUGGCGAGAGCUUUCUAGCUUCAAAUAGAUCCAUCAGGGCACUCCCAAAAGGAUCUCUUUCUCCUUCUUUAUACAGAGACAGUUUAGGCAGUGCCAAGUUUAGUUUUAGAGUACAUGAUGAACCAUGUGUAAACACACAUGGUAUAGUAUAGAAAGUUGUGGGUGUAAUAGAUUUUCUUGAGGCUUAGAGCUCUCCAACAUGCUACAAUGAAGAUUAUUUGGGUUGUCUGCGGGGAUUCUCAUGCAUGAGAUGCAACCCUGCUUUCUUAUACAGUUUUUUGAGUGCUAGAAAUCUAAUGAAUGGUCUGAAAACAUCCUUCAAAGUUUUCUUGUAUACAAAAAGCUGUUAUGUGCAUGAGCUGUUGGCUCAAUCUGAUGGGGGGCAAAUUCUCUAAUUCAAGGCUAUUACAAGGUUGAUGGAAAAGAUGCCAUGGUAAAUACUCUGUCUUUGCUCAUCUCAUAAAGUUCUCCAGCCUAGCACGAGAUAUUGCUAAUUGUGAGUUUUAGAAAUGAAUCAGGUUAAUGGAUUAUGGAGAAAGUCAAAAAUUUAAUGUAGGAGAGGUAGAGUUCAACGCUGGGGUAUACAUGGAAAUCUUGAUUCAUAUCAUUGAACCAGGAAGUGUUCUGAGAGGAAGGAUCAACCUUGUUGGUAAGUACAGUUCAUGUGGAUGGCUGUCUGCUGGUGAAAGAGAGUGUCCAUUUCUUGUAAGGGGAACCUGUUAUGAAAAAUACUUGAAAAGGCAUGGCAUUUCUUGAGGAACAUUUGCUAUAUUAUCUGAAAAUAUGCAAUGAGGAUAUGACUCCCAAGAUUUAGGUCUUUACUUGGCCUAGUUCAAGUCAUCCUCUGCAGUUGCACUAGAAAAACUACAAAUCCGAUGCCAUUUCUUCCUCUGGUCAUAGGCAAUUCUAAGUCUAAUUUGAGAGUCUACAGUCACAAUGGUUGGUCCAUUGGAAGUAUACACGAGGCUGACAGUGAUAAGAUUUUCUUGAGGCCUUGAGCUCUUCAAGAACCUGCAUGAAACAUGAUUCUGGCUGGCUACAGGGAUUCUCGUAACUGAGGUGAAGAACAGAGCUAUGGAUUAAGCCAAUGUACAUGGGAAAGCUACUGGUUGGAUUUUAAGUCAAGUAACAGAAUUUGUUUUCAUUCAAACGACAAAUGCUGCUAACGAGGCUUGUCAGCCCUUUUAAAGAAACAUAGCGUGGUCUUUUCAAGAGGCUUUCAUCUGUUGAAGGAUUCUAAGUUGGCACAUCUGAAAAGCUUGAGUUGUAACCCUCCUAACAAUCAAUCAGAAGCCUACCAAUAGGAUGCGUAUCUUCUCAUCUAAAGGGAAGGUGCUGUAACAUGAGUAGCUGCCCCAACAUUGAAUGGUGCAAGCAUUACCGGAUUCCCUACUUUGAGAUUGAUCACAUUCUAACUGGACGCUAGGUUGUCAAAAUUUGCUCGAAUCCUCGGAAAAUUCUUGUCUACGCCUAUAAUUAUUUUAAGCGAUGCUGCGGACCAUAAUGUUGUUGGAUAACCAUAAGAUUUAAGUUUAUAAUUCUAUUGUUUCCCAAGUUAGCCAUAAGAUUGAA